Messenger RNA from Saccostrea echinata, 2049 nucleotides. RefSeq names its product macrophage mannose receptor 1-like. NCBI's taxonomy places the organism in Eukaryota, Metazoa, Mollusca, Bivalvia, Ostreida, Ostreidae. The record is from RefSeq and is a predicted model, not a curated record. Gene Ontology annotation, molecular function: signaling receptor activity. Bases 1 to 1830 code for a protein of 609 amino acids. The transcript has 13 exons.
AUGCCGCAUAUUUUAGGUUCUACACAUAGUGAUUAUAUAAAUCUGGGUUGUGACCCGGGAUGGAAUGACCUUGGAAAUGGAUACUGUUAUCAAGUGGUGACAUCCAAAGCAGUAUCCAGAAAGAAUGCCAACUUUGACUGUGGAACCUCCUUCAGUAGUCUGGUCCAAGUUAACAACGCUGCAGACAUGGCGUCUCUGAAGACUUUGGUAGCAGGUUACAGCACAGAUGGGUUCUGGAGUAGUCUCACAGAUCUUAGAUUUGACGGAACUCUGACCUCCUCAGGACUUUGGACUUGGGACGGCAACCAACCUCUGGCGAACAACACCAUAACUUGGGAACAUUACCCGACAAACAACCCAAAGGACACAUGUGGGGCCAUCAACAUACAAGCCAAAAUGACCAAUUGGCAGUGCACAAGAAAGAUGGGGUUCAUAUGCGAGCUGGAUCAAACACAAGAUACCGGGUGUCCAUUUGGUUGGAUGAUAACUGACAAUUCGUGCUACUACUUUAGUAACUAUAGCGAUCCGACACAGAUAUUGACCUGGACUCAAGCCAAACAAUGGUGCGCUAGCAAGACCUUUCCCGGUGGUUUAACAGCCCAGCUGGUGACACUGGAUAACCUUAACGAUGGUACAUAUAUUCUCGGUGAAAUGCCAGUUGUUGGAGCCACAGACAGGUUUUUCUGGACGGGUCUGACCAAACAGGCCACUGGCUGGGGCUGGUUCAACGGAGAUACUUAUUUACCACAAUACGUAAACUGGGCGUCAGAACCAGACCACAUCAACAAUAAUGAGGACUGUGCAAUAUUAAAAGUAGAUGGAACCUUUUCCGAUCAAGAUUGCAGUAAAAGGUUUAACUAUAUCUGUUACAAGGAAUCCAAAAGUGUGCACACCGAAUAUUACAUGGGAUGUGGAGGGUGGGUGAGAGCCAACAAGAAAUGUUACCAAUUUUAUGACAAACCUGCGUCCACAUAUUCACAGGCCAGAUCUACCUGUCUACAGCUGGGAGGCGAUCUCAUGAAGAUUGACACAAUGGAUGACAGGUAUUGGCUAGAACAGCAGAUGGUUAUGAAUGGUCACUACGCUAUGUACUUUACUGGACUGAAUGAUCAGGCUAAGGAAGGUGACUACAGGUGGGCUGAUGGCACUCCCUACAAUGUAUCUGUCGUAAACUGGAACCAGGAACCCAAUGCAUGGAACGGAAACGAAGACUGUGCAGCGAUUACCACAGAUUACAACUGGAACGAUGAAGACUGCACAGUAUCCUUCCAGUAUAUCUGUGAAUACCCAAAUCUAAAUCAAGGUGACUGCCCUCCUGGAUGGAAGCAGAGAGAUGAUAAUUAUGAGUGCUACUAUUUCUCUGCCGCAAAUGACUCCAGAAACUGGUUUGAGGCAAAGACUCAGUGCUACAGCAUGACGACAGAUGUCCAUCAGCCUGCUAAAUUAGUGGCUGUCAACGAUCAGGAAGAAAUGCAAUGGCUUCAAACCACAUUACCAACUGUACCAACUGCCACUAGCGGUAGAAUGCAGUUCUGGACGGGACUGAAUGACAAAAAUGUAGAGGGUGUUUGGACAUAUCCAGACAAGACCGACAACCCACCCAAUAAUGUGGUCAUAAAUUGGCGCGGAGAGCCAUCAGAUCCGGAUGGCACUAAAGACUGCACCUGGUUAGGGUUUGGAGGAAGAUACAUUACUUUAAACUGUAACCAAAAAAUAGGGUUUAUCUGCUCAAAAUACGCUCAGGGUUUUGGUGCAGGUGCUGGGUUUAUUCGUCCAUCUUUUGCAGUUGUCAUCAGCCUUCUAGCAACUUUUUUUGCCUUUUGUCGAUGACAAAACAAUCAAGUUAAAAACCUCUGCGCACAUAAAUGCAUAUACUCAUGUCGACAAAACUUGUGUGUCUUUCAAGUUUCCACAUUAAACAUAUAAGUGUCUAGAAAUGUGUGUUUGUGUCAAUACAUGUCCUGGUCAUUAGAUAUGUAGAUAAUCAUUUAUUCAAUUUAUUAUUAUAAUUUAGUUUGUGUGUUGGGGGAGAGGUGGUAAAACUAAUUU